This is a messenger RNA of Scheffersomyces amazonensis, 1658 nucleotides long. Its product is annotated as salicylate hydroxylase. The transcript has a single exon. The record is from RefSeq and is a predicted model, not a curated record. Gene Ontology annotation, molecular function: FAD binding; monooxygenase activity. NCBI's taxonomy places the organism in Eukaryota, Fungi, Ascomycota, Pichiomycetes, Serinales, Debaryomycetaceae. Bases 261 to 1658 code for a protein of 465 amino acids.
GUAAUACAUUUAUGCGCCAGAAUGUUUAUCCGAUACUCGAGCUUUAAACUUGUUCGGACCUGGGUAAAUGAACUAAUUCUGAGCUUAUUACUAAGUGAUAAGGCAUUAUUGGUUUUACAUCAUGACAGGAGUCGCUACUGAUUUAAAGUAGUCUGUUCGGAAAAGGUUAUAUCAGUUAGUGUAUAUAUAUAUUUACAUACAUCCAUUUGAAUCUUCAUUAAAAUAUAAUACUUUUUAUCUUAAGUUUAUAUUCUACAAUCAUGUCUCCCUCAAAGACCAAUACCAAUACUACAAUUUAUUCCGAAACUGAUACAUCAUACUCUAUCAUUGAGAAAGCUCCAAUAUCACUAGAUGUUAUAAUAGUAGGAGCAGGUUUAGGUGGAUUGACCGCAGCCAUUGGAUUAACUAUGGCUGGUCAUAAUGUUACCGUUUUAGAACAAGCUCCUCAAUUAGGUGAAGUAGGAGCUGGAAUUCAAAUCCCUCCUCCAUCUCUGAAAAUCUUAAAUUCAGUUGGAUGUCUUGAUAAAGUAUUAUCCAAAUCCAUUUUACCUCAUGACUUUAAGAUUUUUGGUUGGAAAGAUGGUAAAUGUCUUUCUCAACAGAAUUUAAUUCCUUUUGUAAUGGAUGAAUAUCAUGGUCAAUAUAUUCAUAUUCAUAGAGCUGAUUAUCAUCGUUCAUUAGUUGAACGUGCUCAAGAAUUAAAUAUUGAUAUUAUAUUAAGUGCUAAAGUUAAUCAUAUUGAUUUUAAAACUAAUACUGUUGGUACAACCAAUGGUAAUACAUAUAAGGGAGAUCUUGUUGUUGGAUAUGAUGGAAUUAAAUCUCAACUUCGAUCCUUUAUUCUUGGAUAUGAAGAUUUACCUUAUAAUACUGGAGAUUUAGCAUAUAGAGCAUUAAUUGAUGUUGAAGAAAUGAAAAAAUAUCCAGAAUUAUUAUCUUUUCUUUAUGAAACUCCUAAUAUAAACUUUUGGUGGGGUCCAAAAUGUCAUAUUGCUGUAUACUUCUUACAAGGAGGGAAAACAUGUAAUGUUGUUGUAUUAAGUCCUGAUACUAUGCAAGAAGGUGUCUUUGUAGAAGAAGCUACCAAGGAUGAAUUAAUUGAAUUAUUUGAAGGAUGGGAUCCAAGACUCCUUAAAUUAUUUGAAUUAAUUCAUCAUACUUCUAAAUGGAAAUUACAAAACCUGAGAGAAUUGGCAACUUGGACUCAUCCUGAAAGUAAUUGUAUUAUAUUAGGUGAUGCUCUGCAUGCUACAUUACCAUAUUUAGCUAGUGGGGCAUCUUCAGCUUUAGAAGAUGCGGCAGUAUUAUCAGGAUUAUUUAGUCAUAUUGAAUCUAAACUGCAAAUUCAUGAUUUAUUAGAAUUAACUGAAUCAUUAAGGAAAUGGAGAUCAACUCAAAUUGUUCAAGGGUCAACACAAUGUCAAAGAAUAUAUCAUUUACAAGAUGGUGAAGAUCAAUUAAAGAGAGAUUCUAAAUUAGCAGAUUUACCACCAAAGAUUGGAUACCCCAAUAGAUGGGCAGAUCCAGUAUUUCAAAAAUUUCUUUGGGGUUAUGAAGCAUUUAAUGAAGCAGAAAGAGGUUGGAAGGAAUAUAAAUCUAGGGGUAAUAAAGCUGUUAAGUAUUUUGUUGAUAAUUUAUAUGAUGAUGCUCAUUUAUAA